Molecule: messenger RNA, 1782 nt
Organism: Enterobius vermicularis (human pinworm)
Lineage: Eukaryota; Metazoa; Nematoda; Chromadorea; Rhabditida; Oxyuridae
Source: the annotation of a GenBank genome assembly
AAUAUGCUUUUGGAAAGUCUUCGUUCAAAGUUUGGCAGUUGGCAUCGUAACGAACGUAACUCACUCGCCAUAAGGGAGAAAGAAGACUUCAGUUUUUCGAGCACUUCAACAAAAUCCCCUGGUGUUGCCAGUACAUUAUCUGACGUUGAGGUUCAGUUGGUUGGCAUUAAAACUCUCAAUGAAUUUAGUAAUCUACCGAUAUGGAGAGUCGACGGAAUGAGUGAUUCUAUGACGUCAUCAUCGGAAGAAGGAAAUGCCGCUGAACUCGACAAAAAGAAAUUUGGUUCGUUGCGUGAAGAACUCAAACGUCAGGAAACCUUUGUUGUCGACAGAACUGGCAAAGGGAAUUUCGAUGUUAAUUACGUGUAUUUCGAAGGGGCAUUAAGUGCUGCCAGCACAGGAGAUGCUUUUUACUUAGAAAGAUGCAUUGACGUCUUAGGAGUUCCCGCUGAUGAGUCAACACCGGACGGAGUAACGAUGCUACACUGCGCCCUAGUCAACGAUCACGAAAACUGUGUGAAAGUUCUGCUUAGGUUAGGGGCCAAUCCUCAUCGAAUGACUUCGAAGGGACGAUCUGCUUUACAUACAGCUGCGCGUUAUCAUAGUUUGCGCAGUAUUAAACUGCUCGUGUCAUAUCUGUUUGCUGAGGAAAAAAAAUUCUCUUCCACAGUCAACCGUUAUCCUUGUUCUUUUUUCUUUGCACGCGAUGGCUGUGGUGACACACCGAUCCAUUUGGCUUGCAGAGUAGACGAUGAUAGAUGUAUAAAGAUGAUGCUCAAAACUCUUUCAUCAAAAGCGGGGUGGGUUGCAGUUGAAGAAGCUUUGUUGACUUGUAAUAUCUUCCGUCAAAAUCCUUUACAUGUGGCUUGUUUGUGGAGGAGUUACCGUAUAGUGCGUUUUUUUGUAACAAGCGAUUUCGAGAACACGUUUAGCAGAACUAGGCUGUCUGCAAGAGUCAGAAAGUCGGCUAAAUCUCUCCGUCGGACUUUAAUAAAAACUCUCUUGUGUACGCUGAGGACGACAACGUUUUUGUUGAUUACUUUCGAGUUCCAGGAGGAGGAUAUCAACUGUCGUACAGCGCUACACCACGCUGCCUCUCGUGGAAUAUCACGACAGGUUGCUGUAUUGCUUGCACAUGGUGCAUUGCCGUCUCAUAAAGACAGUCAGGGAGCUACACCUUUGCAUUUUGCUGCUAUGAGAUCGUUCACUUCUUGUGUUCGACUGUUGUAUCGUGCUAACAGUCUUGUUGAUGCCCGAACAAACAAUGGGCAUACUGCUUUUAUGUGGGCAGCUAUGUACGGUGUCGAGCCGUCUUUGCGCACUAUGCUUGAGGUUAAUCCUAUGCUUGAUAAAUAUGAGAAGGACAAUAAUGGCGCAACAGCUUUGCAUCUUGCUGGUACUCAUGACCAGUACGAAACAGUGAAAUUUUUGGUCGAUGCUGGCUGGUACAUCGAAGCUCGAAACUUCAAAGGUGAAACCCCACUCCUUGCUGCAGCUGCAAGCGGCCGUAUUCAUUCGAUACGUGCUUUAAUCGAGUGCGGUGCUGAUAUGUAUGCUACCGAUGAAAAAGGAAAUACAGUCUUCCACUUGGCUGCAACUUCUGACAUGCAUCGGGAAGCGCUUCGCGAGUUCCUUAUAGAGCUGCCAGACUGUCAACUGCUGAAUUCUCGUAAUUUGAAAGGCGACACGCCACUUUUUUGUGCUAUAAAGGCUGGUGCAGCACGUUGCGUCCAAGAACUUUUGAAGAACGAUACCGACGUUCGUCUGAAUAAAAGUACUUAA